Messenger RNA from Erinaceus europaeus (western European hedgehog), 4356 nucleotides. It is a transcript of the gene ZFYVE1, whose product is annotated as zinc finger FYVE-type containing 1. The transcript is spliced from 12 exons. Bases 647 to 2980 code for a protein of 777 amino acids. NCBI's taxonomy places the organism in Eukaryota, Metazoa, Chordata, Mammalia, Eulipotyphla, Erinaceidae. Gene Ontology annotation, molecular function: metal ion binding. The record is from RefSeq and is a predicted model, not a curated record.
UUCCCGGUAGGCAGUGCAGGGAGAAGUUCACUCUGAUCAGCUGAUCCCAACUGACAACAGGGAAGGAGGAAGCCGGGGAGGCCGCCGUGGAGGAGGGGGCCGGAGAUGGAGAUGAGCAUGGAGCCCCCGGUGCCGUAAGGAGCAGCGGCCGCCCUCUGCAUUGCCCCCGCCACCCCGGUGCCUCGACGCGGACCCGCGGCGGCCGAGCUGUUCCGCGAUCGCUCCUGAAAUAUAAACUUUACGUGGGAUUCUGUUGAAAAGCUCCUGACUACUCUUCUUAUUACCAAAACCUUGUGGCAAGGGCCCAACUGAUGAGCCCACAAAACUCCCCGUGAACCUAACAAAACUCUCUCAGCCAUAAACAGACCCUUUCAAGUGAGAAUUAACUACGAACGUGCCUGCACUUUAUGGAGGAUGAAACCCUCUAACCGCAUCAACAAGUCUCUUGGAGGUCAGACAUUAAGACUAUAAACAUUCAGGAGUGUGUGAGUUCUCACGGGAUACAGAAUUUUUCUUUUUUUAUUUUAAUAAGUAUAGGUGUUCAGAACCCUGUGGCAGUUCAGUGUAGACGCAAAGCCUCUGCUGUCAUUUCUGGGGGGAAGUGGAGUGACUGGUAUAGCCUCAGAACCUCCUUGCCAGUGUGAGCAUGAGCGCCCAGACCUCCCCGGUGCAGAAGGGCCAGAACCCAGGCUUGAUGUGCCAGGAAAGCUACGUCUGCAGUGGGACUGACCAGGCGGUCUUCGAGUGCGACGAGUGCUGCAGCCUGCAGUGCCUGCGCUGCGAGGAGGUGCUGCAUCGGCAAGAGCGCAUGAGAAACCACGAGCGGAUCAGGCUGAAACCCGGCCACGUCCCGUACUGUGACCCCUGCAAGGGCCCCGAUGGCCAUUCCCCGAGUGUCAGGCAGAGGGCAGCAGUGAGGUGCCAGACCUGUAAAAUGGACCUGUGCCUGGAGUGCCAGAAGCGGACUCACUCUGGGGGUAGCAAAAGGAAACACCCCGUGACUGUCUACCAUGUCGCCAAGGCCCAGGAGUCACUGGAGGACAAAGAGCUGGAUGAGGAGACCAAGAGGAAAAAGAUGACCGAGAAGGUGGUCAGUUUCCUCCUGGUGGAUGAAAACGAGGAAAUCCAGGUAACGAACGAAGAAGACUUUAUUAGGAAAUUGGACUGCAGACCUGAUCAGCUCCUGAAGGUGGUUUCUAUUUUUGGAAAUACUGGCGAUGGCAAGUCUCAUACCCUCAACCAUACCUUCUUCCACGGCCGCGAAGUCUUUAAAACCUCCCCCGCCCAAGAGUCCUGCACUGUGGGCGUGUGGGCGGCCUAUGAUCCAGUCCACAGAGUAGCUGUAAUAGACACAGAAGGGCUUUUGGGGGCUACGGUGAAUCUAAGCCAGAGAACUCGACUGCUCCUUAAGGUCCUGGCCAUCUCAGACCUUGUCAUCUAUCGAACUCAUGCAGACCGGCUGCACAAUGACCUCUUCAAGUUCCUUGGAGAUGCCUCGGAAGCUUACCUGAAGCACUUCACCAAGGAGCUCAAGGCUACCACUGCCCGCUGUGGCCUGGAUGUCCCCUUGUCCACCCUGGGCCCCGCUGUUAUCAUUUUCCACGAGACCGUACACACUCAGCUGCUGGGUUCUGACCACCCGUCAGAGGCGCCAGAGAAGCUCAUUCAGGACCGGUUCCGGAAGCUGGGCCGCUUCCCCGAAGCCUUCAGUUCUAUUCACUACAAGGGAACAAGGACUUACAACCCUCCCACAGACUUCUCUGGGCUUCGGCGAGCUUUGGAGCAGCAGCUGGAGAACAACACCACCCGUUCCCCCCGGCACCCAGGGGUCAUCUUCAAAGCCCUGAAGGCGCUGAGCGACCGCUUCAGCGGUGAGAUCCCCGAUGACCAGAUGGCACACAGCUCCUUUUUCCCUGACGAGUACUUCACCUGUUCCUCCUCCUGCCUCAGCUGUGGGGCUGGAUGUCAGAACAGCAUGAAUCACGGGAAAGAGGGGCUCCCUCACGAAGCUAAGAGCCGCUGCAGCUAUUCCCACCAGUACGACAACCGAGUUUUCACCUGCAAGGCCUGCUAUGAGAGAGGCAAGGAAGUCAGCGUAGUACCCAAGACAUCAGCUUCCACCGACUCCCCCUGGAUGGGUCUCGCAAAAUAUGCCUGGUCUGGGUACGUGAUCGAGUGUCCUCACUGCGGGGUGGUCUAUCGGAGCCGGCAGUACUGGUUUGGGAACCAGGAUCCUGUGGAUACUGUGGUGCGGACGGAGAUCGUGCACGUGUGGCCGGGAACCGACGGCUUCCUGAAGGACAACAACAAUGCUGCCCAGCGCCUCCUGGAUGGGAUGAACUUCAUGGCUCAGUCGGUGUCUGAGCUGAGUCUCGGACCCACCAAAGCCGUGACCUCCUGGUUGACAGACCAGAUCGCCCCUGCCUACUGGAGACCCAACUCUCAGAUCCUGAGCUGCAGCAAGUGUGCUACAUCCUUUAAAGACAAUGACACCAAGCACCACUGCCGAGCCUGCGGGGAGGGCUUCUGUGACGGCUGUUCAUCCAAGACCCGGCCGGUGCCUGAGCGGGGUUGGGGUCUCGCGCCAGUGCGUGUGUGUGACAACUGCUACGAAGCCAGGAGUGUCCAGUUAGAUGUAGCCGAGACACAGGCCGAAGAGGAAGGCGGGACGCUGAUUGCUCGGAAGGUGGGCGAGGCCGUGCAGAACACGCUGGGAGCCGUGGUGACAGCCAUUGACAUACCACUAGGUCUGGUGAAGGACGCGGCCAGGCCAGCCUACUGGGUGCCCGACCACGAGAUCCUGCACUGCCACAACUGCCGCAAGGAGUUCAGCAUCAAGCUCUCCAAGCACCACUGCCGGGCCUGCGGACAGGGCUUCUGUGACGAGUGCUCCCACGACCGCCGGGCCGUCCCCUCUCGAGGCUGGGACCACCCCGUCCGAGUCUGCUUUAACUGCAAUAAAAAGCCUGGUGACCUUUAAUCCCAGCUCCCUCUCCGAGUCCUUCACAAUUCCUUAGGUUCUCAGGGUUAGAAACGGAAGUCUUACUGAGGUUGGCCCUCCUCCCCCAUCACCGACCUGGUGUGUGUCCUCUCAGCUCGUCCUGGGGCCACUCAGUGGGGGUGGGGGUGGGGUGGGGGGUGGGGCAGAUGGCUGCAGACCCCGAGCUGAGAGCCCCUCAGUGUGUGGGGGGGCUGGGGAAGAAAACCUGCACCCACUGCAUCUGCCACUUCAAACAGUAAAUAUAGGCAGACACCCAUAUGCCUGUGGAAGGGACUUGGGUGUAUUCAAGCCACCGCCAGCCACAAAGACUUGGCACAGUCUGUCCCCAGCACAGGACUAAGGUGGCAGUGGCAGCAGGUCUUCCCCACAAAACCAAGCCAGGUCCAAGACUGCAUCGGUCUUACUCUUGCUGCUUCUCCCCCAGCUCUUGAAGCCCCUCCUUUCCUCACCUUUCCGCCCCCUAUGCCUCCCAGCUGCUGGGGAUGUAAGUGGCCGGGGUGCCCCUGGCUCAAAACAUAGCCUCCAGAGAUGGUACCCUGGCCCUUGGAAGUGGAACCCCAGUUCUUGGCCGAGGUCUGUUUCAUUCAAAGACCACCCAGCUCAGUGUGCAGAUCACCGGAGCGGGUGGAGGUCCAGAGGGGAUCCUCGUCCCAGAGAAGUUGGAGUGCAGGCUGGGCGGUGUUCCUUGAUCCCGGGGGAGCCUGGGUGGGACAGGGCUCUUCCCCAGCAACCUCCCCUGCUUGAUGGCUUCUGUCUGCAGCCGCUUGGCUCUCCUGAGGCUGUACCCCUGCUCCCACUCCAGCCCCCCAAGCCCACCAUCUGCUUCUGUGUGUUGCACUAGGAAUUUUACUGCUUAUUUUAAAGUGUCUUAAUCCUUUGUUCCCAGACACACAACCCCUCUAGCUACUGGAGGGGUGAUCAUGAGAAAUCUUCCAGGGAAAAAAAGAGCACAGAAUGGACUGUUAGUUUUUUUUUUUUUUUAAGUAUAUAAUUAUUUCAACAGAUCACUGAGAAAACAAAAAAACUCUAUCUCUCCUGUCCUUGCAAGAAAUGUUGAGCGGACUUAAUCUCACACCAGGAGCUUGGACAGCCCUUUCUCUCAUGACUGGAAAAGAGACUUGUGCUGAAAUCCUGUCCUUGUGGAUUUUAUCUGCAGCGACUGAACGUCAAGAGUUAAAAGCGACAUAGUUCUUGGCUGAGCUGGUGGGUGGAUGUUCCUGUGGGUGUGACGUGAACCUCAGAAAGCAUUGGUCCUCCUCAGACCUACUCCUUCCUGCCUCCGGGGGCCCAGUGAGGAGCCCUGGCUAGAACUGUGUAUGAUCAAAUCUGCCAUUAUAAAGGAAUCUUCCUGCUGA